GCUUAUGCAAGAAAUUUAUCGUCUGCAACAAGAUUCAAAAUCUGUAACUGAUUUCUACUCUGAAUUGAAGAUCCUUUGGGAGGAAUUAGAAAUUUACAUGCAUGUUCCACAGUGUACAUGCCGUUCUCAGUGUUCUUGCGAAGCUAUGCGCAAAGCAAGACAAAAUCAUCACACUCUUUAUGCUAUCCGCUUCUUAACUGGCCUCAAUGCUAAUUUUGACAUGGUUAGAUCACAGAUUUUACUCUUGGAUCCUUUACCACCUAUGAAUCGUGUUUUCUCUAUGGUUUUGCAAUUUGAAAGGCAAGGCAAUUUUGCUGCUAUUGAUGAAUCCAAGGUCUUAAUCAAUUACUCUGAUUCAAAACGUCCCCCAAACAAGAAUUCUAAGGCAAGCUCUUCUGCUCCAAUCAAGAAGCAUUGUACUUUCUGUGAUAAACCUAAUCACACUGUGGCUGAUUGCUUCAAGAAGCAUGGUUAUCCACCUCAUAUGCAAAGAAACCAUGGUGCUUACAAUGCCUCCACUGAGGGAGGUGAAGCAUCUAACACAGUUGAGGCUCCACCAGCUCAGCCAACCUCUUCCCUAUCCAUCACUCAAGAUCAAUUUGAUCAGCUAAUGCAGAUACUUCAGUCUUCCAACAUUAAUCCAUCUUCUGGUUCUACAUCUUCACAUCAGGUCAAUUCUUCCCAAUCAUUUGGUCCUUCAUCAAAUGGUAGGCAAGGAAAAGGAAUCAUUGAAGACGAUUGGUUCAGCUAAACAGGUUGAAGAUUUGUACUACUUACAUCUUGCAAAUGAAAGUGUGCAAGCUUCAAGUUU
Messenger RNA from Trifolium pratense (red clover), 811 nucleotides. RefSeq lists its product as uncharacterized. The transcript has 2 exons. Lineage: Eukaryota; Viridiplantae; Streptophyta; Magnoliopsida; Fabales; Fabaceae. The record is from RefSeq and is a predicted model, not a curated record. The coding region runs from base 5 to 751 and encodes 248 amino acids.